AUGGACGGCAGUGCUCUAGAAUUGAUUAAAAAGGGUGACUUCAAAUUAGAGAUCCUGACUGAGGUACGGAUGCGCGUAGAGAACCGCGAGACGAGGAGAGCAUUCUCGGGACAGAGGAAAGCUGGGAACGAACAGCCAUCUGGCCUUAUUGUGGGGCUGUUUGGCUUCAAAGAGUGGAUGGGCUUCUAUCUGGGUGGCAGAAGUCAUCUUCCUGAAUUCACCAUAUUAUCAAAAGCCAGUCCGGAAUCGAGUGUGGUGCUUGCUGGGUUGAAGUAUCGCUGUGAUAUUAGUGCCAUAUUGAAUUACGCAGAACGCAUUCUGGGUACCUAG
Serpula lacrymans var. lacrymans S7.9 is the source of this 330-nucleotide messenger RNA. RefSeq lists its product as uncharacterized. NCBI's taxonomy places the organism in Eukaryota, Fungi, Basidiomycota, Agaricomycetes, Boletales, Serpulaceae. The record is from RefSeq and is a predicted model, not a curated record. Bases 1 to 330 code for a protein of 109 amino acids. The transcript has 2 exons.